AUGGCGAUGACCGCAAGUUCGUCUGACUCUCAUUCUAUAAGCGACGAACAAACUCCAUUUCUCAUAGAUAUUUGCAAAUUAUACGGACCGAAAUCUGUAGUAUUUUUGUAUGCCGAAUCGAUAAAAGAAAUGGAAAUGACAACGAUGAUGUUUAAAUGGAGGCGUGCACUUUCUCAGGAAGGUAUUGCGAGCACAAACUUGCACUUUUCACAAUUGCACGAAUCAUCGUACUACGUAAAAGAAAUUGUACGACCGUAUUACAUCGUAGUGAUCCCUAAUUACAACGCGAUUAAUGAGUUUUCUUUAACAACAAGUACCUUUGACAUGUCUUUAGCUGUGUGGCUAGUGAUAUUCAUUUACAAGGGACAUAGUUCCGAUUAUUGUUACAAUCCACCAGGUAAUAUAUUUAAUUUAAGAUUCAACUCAGUAAUGUUGGUUCGUUGUGGUACGGAAAAUAUUUUACGAGAAUGGUAUUCGGUUGAUGCUAAUAUACUCGAGAUCAAUGAUAUAGCAACGUGGAGCUUAGAAAAAGGAAUCAUUAAAUUAGUUCCAGAUUUUCUUUACGAAAGAAGAUAUAAUUUACAGGGUUUGGUUAUGAGAGCUGUUGCACUCAAGGAAACAACAUUCGUUAACAUAAAGAAGAAUGGAGAAUUAGAUGGUUUAUUCGGUAAAAUAUUAAAUGAGCUUAGUGCUGCUCUCAAUUUUACUUUCGACAUUGUCUCUGAAAUGGAAGAAUAUGGAAGGUGGAAUCCAAAAGAAAAAACUUGGUCUGGAGCAAUUGCAGAAGUACAUGCUGGACGUGCUGACAUUGCUCUUGCAGAGUUUUCUAUUAACAAUGACAGAUUAAAUGCUGUUGAUUUCACCCUUCCUAUUUUCAUCUCCAAAAACUAUCUUUUCAUUCGUAAACCAGAAACAUUUGCGGUUAAAUGGUCAUCGUAUUUUCUAACGUUCACUAAUUCCGUUUGGAUUGCUACGUUUGGACUGUUAAUUGCUGCGUCGAUCUUAGUGGCAUUUCUCAAAUUAAAACAUGGGAACGUUCGUAAAACACAUUUAUUGUCCGAUAAUUUUCUAGAGAUUUGGGGUAUAUUUUGUCAUCAGGGAUUGACAGAUUUUUCUGGUAGAUCGUCGUUAAGAAUAGCAUACUUCUCUAUAUUUCUUCUAAUUACCGUUUUAUGGGCUGCAUAUUCAGCAGCUUUGAUAAGUUUUUUAACGUCACCUAUCCGUAUCUUACCCUUUCACUCAUUAGAGAGUUUCGUUCAAGACGGUACUUAUCAACUUGCCGUCUUUCAUGGAUCAUCUUAUGAUAUGUUUGCAAAUUCGCAAAAUCCACUUGCGAAAAAAAUAAUGAAGUUGAUGCUAGAUGAAGAAAAAUUGCCCAUAACUGCACUGGAGGGAUUUGAAAGAAUUUGUAACAAUCCAAAACUAGCAAUUUACACGUUUGAUGAAAUGAAAAAGAAUAUAGAUAAUAAACUACCAUGUAAUGUGAUUCAAGUUGGAACAGGACGUAUAAACUGUUUGGCUAUAAUUUUAUCUAAACACAAUCCAUUCACCGACAUCAUCAAUUUUCAUUUGCAGAAAUUUGUCGGCAAUGGUAUGAUAAAUCGUUUAAAAGAAACGAUAUUUAUAAAGAAAUACGAUGACAUGAUUAAGCACCAACCGGUUCUGCUAACUGACGUAAUAUCACUUAUUUUUUUUAUGUUAAUUGGUAUCGUUUUGAGUACUUGUGUACUAAUCAUAGAAAAGAUUAUAGCCGCUAAAAAUUAUGUUGAUUUGGCUUUUCUUCUGAAUACAAUCAUUUACUACUAA
Molecule: messenger RNA, 1806 nt
Organism: Vespa crabro (European hornet)
Lineage: Eukaryota; Metazoa; Arthropoda; Insecta; Hymenoptera; Vespidae
Product: glutamate receptor 1-like
Exons: 10
Coding region: 1-1806 (601 amino acids)
Cellular component (GO): membrane
Molecular function (GO): glutamate-gated receptor activity
Source: RefSeq, a predicted model, not a curated record